AGAGGUGAAAGUCAAAACCCAAAAGCGAUCCCUUCUCCCUCUUAAACCCUAGCUGUCACCAGCCCUGAAACCACAAGCUGCUUACUCCGCUCCGGCGAACCACCACAGCAUCUGGCUCCGAAGCCCUCCGUAGAGAGUGAUCUCAGAAAGGGAUUGAUAAUUGAAGCAAUUCACAAGAUUGUGGAGCAAAAUCAGCAGACAGAGCUAUCUAAUAGAAGACUAAAGAAGGAAAUUCCAAAUGAAUCAACCAGUCCAGAAGAAUACCCUCUAUGAUGGGGGGCUAGCAGAGGAGGUGAAUGAGUCGAUACUGCAUUCGGCAUUCAUACCUUUCGGGGACAUAAAGGAUGUGAAGACACCAUUGGACCAGGCAACCCAGAAGCAUAGAUCCUUUGGGUUCGUGACCUUCCUGGAGAAGGAAGAUGCAGCUGCUGCCAUGGACAACAUGGAUGGUGCUGAGCUCUAUGGUCGAGUCCUCACUGUUAAUUAUGCCCUUCCUGAACGUAUCAAGGGUGGUGAACAGGGUUGGGCUGCUCAACCCAUUUGGGCUGAUGCUGACACAUGGUUCGAACGACAACAACAAGAAGAGGAAAUGCAGCGCAUUCAAGCUGAGAAUCGGGCUGCAAUGCAGGCAGCCGAGGAGUUACACAGAAAGAAAAUGACACAGGAACGGGAAGGGGAGAAGGACGAAGAAGUAGAGGGCAAGGAUGAUCCCAUGGCAAGGGUGGAAGCAUACAAGAGAAAAAUGAACAACGGUGAGAUUUUGAGAGAAUAGGGAAUACGGAAGAAACUUACUUAACAACUAUUUCCAAAUAAACUUCUCUUGUCCCCGACAAAUUUGAAAAUUUCCACCCUUGCGCUUAUGGAAGAUAGGGAAUGUAAAAACGAGAAUAAGAAAAUUACCUCUUAAGGCACAACGUUGUUGAACGGACAUGAAAUUAUUUUCACACGAAACUAAAUAAAUGAGUAAUAGACAACGAAACAACAAGAUCACAAGAAAACAAAGAAAUCAACAUAAUGAAAAAUAAUUUUGCUAGUACAGAUACAUUUAGCACACAACACCCAAA
This is a messenger RNA of Vitis riparia (riverbank grape), 1064 nucleotides long. RefSeq names its product peptidyl-prolyl cis-trans isomerase E-like. Gene Ontology annotation, molecular function: RNA binding. The coding region runs from base 239 to 772 and encodes 177 amino acids. The record is from RefSeq and is a predicted model, not a curated record. The transcript has 4 exons. NCBI's taxonomy places the organism in Eukaryota, Viridiplantae, Streptophyta, Magnoliopsida, Vitales, Vitaceae.